This is a messenger RNA of Uranotaenia lowii, 1051 nucleotides long. Its product is annotated as protein D2-like. Bases 93 to 743 code for a protein of 216 amino acids. The record is from RefSeq and is a predicted model, not a curated record. NCBI's taxonomy places the organism in Eukaryota, Metazoa, Arthropoda, Insecta, Diptera, Culicidae. The transcript has 2 exons.
GGUUUCAUUCGCGGUUUGCACCUGAGCUCGCUCACAUCUUCUAACGGAUCUCUUGCUCUCCUCAGUGUUUAACUUUGUGUACCUGGUGAAAGAUGAAGAUACUCAGCAGCAGCGGUCGACGAAGCUGGGAUCUUGUCGUCGUCGUCUUCGUUGGCGUCGCUCUGGCAUCGGGGUUCCGUUCCGAAGAUGUGGCCGAAAGUUUCACCAGCAAUGAAAUCGUGCCGGAUGUGAUCGCCGAACCUCCCCAGGCCAUGGUUCAGGUUCUGUUCCCUUCCGGGGCCAAAGUCGAGAUGGGCAAUGAGCUGACACCGACCCAGGUCAAAGACAAACCGAUGCUGGACUGGAAGGUGGACGACGGUGGAACUCUCUACACGUUGAUCCUGACCGAUCCGGAUGCUCCUUCCCGUGCCAAUCCGAAAAUGCGCGAAUGGAAGCACUGGCUGGUGGUCAACAUUCCCGGCGUUGCGGUGUCCAAGGGCACGGUCCUGGCCGAUUUUGUGAGCUCGGCUCCACCCCAAGCUUCCGGGCUGCACCGGUACGUCUUUUUGGUGUACAAACAGCCGGGCAAGAUCAAUCCGGAUGAACCGGUGCUGAGCAAACAUAACCCCAACCGGGCUCAGUUCCAGGCAGCCGAGUUUGCUGAAAAAUACAAUCUCGGAUCCCCGAUAGCCGGCAACUUCUACCAGGCACAGUACGACGACCACGUUCCACAGGUGUACGCAUCGCUCACCGAACAUGAUUGAAGUCCCUGACCCGAUCCAAAUCCGACCUGACCCGAUUCUUGAUCCACCACAGCAGAGAGCUCACAAAUAAGCAUGCAAGCACACUCGAGAACAAGCUUACACUGAGCAGCAGCAGCAACAACAACAACAACAGAUACUCACAAACAACAACCCAAACACAGUGUCCACAGAGAGCUUCAGAACCCACCACCCCAACACUGGUUCCUCAACAACAACAGCAGCAACAACACUUGUUUUGGCACCACUUGGCAAUAGUAAAAAUCACCGUGAAUAAAAAAAAAAGAACUAUAACAACAUAACAUACAAAA